Ruditapes philippinarum (Manila clam) is the source of this 1536-nucleotide messenger RNA. RefSeq names its product opsin-5-like. Gene Ontology annotation, molecular function: G protein-coupled receptor activity. Lineage: Eukaryota; Metazoa; Mollusca; Bivalvia; Venerida; Veneridae. The coding region runs from base 1 to 915 and encodes 304 amino acids. The record is from RefSeq and is a predicted model, not a curated record. Gene Ontology annotation, cellular component: membrane. Gene Ontology annotation, biological process: G protein-coupled receptor signaling pathway. The transcript has 4 exons.
AUGAACGAUUCCUUUCGUCUUGACGCUGUUUACGUUUCCCGCCUGUCUGUUGGUGAAGAUUUAUUCGUGGGAGCUUACCUUCUGCUAAUUGGUUGUGUUUUAUUUGGUUUCUUUGGAUUUUUCUUCGGAAUAGUAAGCAUUGCCACAGUAACUGUUAUGGGAAUCAUGCGUUAUGUCAGCAUUUGUCAGCCACAAAUCAAGAUCAAAAGCCGAAGAUGCGUUAUUAUCUCCACCAUGUUUCCAUAUAUCUAUGCUCUGGUCUGGUCGUGUCUUCCACUAAAAUAUUUCGGCAGCUAUAAUUUGGAGCCAUAUGGUACGUCUUGUGCUCUGAAUGGAAGCGGACAAAGGCCUUUCACUAUCAUUAUGUCGAUGUUUUGUAUCUGUAUCCCACUUUUCAUCAUUAUGUUUGCAUAUGGGCAGAUUAUUCUACGAUACCGGAAAAGUGGUCGUAAUAUUCGGAAACUGGCCUUACGAAAACGAAGAAAGUCUCGUAAAGAAUCUUUUCUUCUGAAGAUCACUUUCAUAAUGUUUUGGAGUUUUUUGUUGUCAUGGUUACCAUAUAUGAUUGCGUCACUUCAAACAGCGCACGGAACACAAUCCAUCCGAUUCGCCGUUUUUGCAACUCUUAUGUCAAGAACGUCAACAGUAUUAAAUCCUAUAAUAUACUUUUUGAUGAGCAAGAAGUUUAGACCGCUAUUAGUGCAUACGUGUUCGUUUUCUAAAUCAUUAUUCUCUCCUUUGCAAAGACUAGACAAACUGCAUUCUUUCAAGAUCGUUUUUGAAAUUUUCAACGUGCAUAAUUGGAUAGUUAAUAGUUCGAGUAGUGAAAAAGUCGAUAAACUUUCUUGUUCAGAUGUACGAAAAGUUGACACUAACAUUAUUCUUACCGGAUUCCAAGAGUCUGUAAAGGUCUAGCAGUUUUGUCUGAUGGUCUAAAAUGUUAUGUUCGCAAUUCUUUUCUCGGACGUCUGUCCAUUUUAAUCAGCUUUCCUGGGUAUCUAACUAGUAGUCUGAAUCAACAGUGAUAGACACACGACCAUUAGAUUCAAUGUCACGGUCGCUCAAAGGUCGAAACAGUAAACCCUUGAUAAAAUCAGAUGAUCUUCGUAUUGAUGGGACUACAGAUGUAUUAAUAGUUUCUGUCUGAAUCACAAUGUGUAUUUGUAUGUACAAUAUUAUUAAUGCAUGUUAUGUAUUUGCUACAUUUUUUAUCAAAGUAGUCAGAAUACAAUGUACAUGUGCCAAACAAUCAGCACGUAAUGUUAUUUUAAUAAACGUUCCGCCGAGCAUUGAAUGACUAAGGUAAGAAAUGUAUUGUUUACUAUUUCUGUCAGAUAAAACUUUAUCACAGUUUUAAAUAUAUUUAUAUUUUUUCAUUAUAUUUAUUUGACUUUAACAUGUUGUUAACGCCAUUUUUCUGUGAUAUUUUGUGGCAUGUGCUUUGAAAGUAUGAUUACGUAUUUUUUGAAGAAAUGCUUGGAAAUUGUUUGUGUCUUAUGUUUUAAUAUGACCUAAAAUGUCAAUAAAGCCAUUAUG